CUAGUUCUUCUGCUUGUCCUGUCAUUGCAGACUCAUGCAGCUCCAAAAGAAAGGUGCAAAUUUUGAUUCCAAAAUAAAAGUGAAGAGGUGAAGAGGUGCUGAAAGAACCCAGUAUCCAGACUGCAUUCUUCAUUUCAAGGAGAAGCUGGCUGCUUGACUUCUUAUACCUACAAACAAGGUUAUGUAUAAUGAAGAUGAAAAACAAAACUUUCAGAAAGUGACCUCUACCGAUAAGGUGAGCACUGAGACCUCAUGACCCUGCUAUAAGUGGUGGAUUCCGCGAGAAUGUUAAAUCAUCACUGCCGAAGGAACCCUGAGCUACAGGAAGAGUUGCAGAUUCAGGCUGCAGUGGCUGCCGGGGAUGUUCACACGGUGCGCAAGAUGUUAGAGCAGGGCUAUUCUCCAAAUGGCCGAGAUGCCAACGGUUGGACUUUGCUUCAUUUUUCAGCAGCAAGAGGGAAAGAAAGAUGCGUUCGUGUAUUCCUCGAACAUGGAGCUGACCCGACAGUGAAAGACUUAAUUGGAGGCUUCACUGCUCUGCAUUACGCAGCCAUGCAUGGCCGAGCCCGGAUUGCACGCUUGAUGCUGGAAUCGGACUACCGUGUUGACAUCAUUAAUGCAAAGAGCAACGAUGGCUGGACUCCCCUGCAUGUGGCGGCUCAUUAUGGCAGAGACUCAUUUGUACGACUCCUAUUGGAGUUCAAGGCUGAGGUUGACCCGCUCAGUGACAAAGGUACUACGCCACUUCAGCUGGCCAUUAUCCGCGAGAGGUCCAGCUGUGUCAAAAUACUCCUCGAUCACAAUGCCAAUAUUGACAUUCAGAAUGGCUUCCUCUUACGUUACGCUGUGAUCAAAAGCAAUCAUUCCUAUUGCCGGAUGUUUCUUCAGAGAGGAGCAGAUACAAACUUGGGGCGUUUAGAAGAUGGACAGACACCGUUGCACUUAUCGGCUCUUAGGGAUGAUGUGCUCUGCGCACAGAUGCUAUAUAACUAUGGUGCAGACACUAAUACAAGGAACUAUGAAGGACAAACUCCACUGGCAGUUUCAAUAAGUAUUUCUGGAAGUAGCCGACCUUGUUUGGAUUUCCUGCAGGAAGUAACACGACAACCACGGAACUUGCAAGAUCUAUGCCGAAUUAAAAUCCGCCAAUGUAUAGGCCUUCAAAACCUCAAACUACUUGAUGAACUACCAAUUGCCAAGGUCAUGAAAGACUACUUAAAACACAAAUUUGAUGAUAUUUGACGUUUUGCAAAAGACAGUGGACAAUAAGCAAGAUUCGUUUAUAUUCCAGAUACCUUUCAAAGGCUGGUUACCUUGCACAACGUAUAUCCUAUGCAAUUUCUGAUUUUAUUGUGUGUUUUCCGAGAAGUCAGAAGGCAGGUAUACAAUUCCUUAAGGGGAAGAGGUGUUUUAUACCAAAUGUUAGAAGGUCUUAAUUUUUUUAUUUCUUGGUCCAAGUUUACAGGAUUUCAAAGUUUCUAAACAACUCUGCAAUUGUGGAUCUUGUUCAUGUUUCCCUUCUUUUCUUUUUGCAGGGGGGGGGUUGUUUGUUUUUCAAAAUAUCACCUCUGAAAACUUAAACAUGCAGCUUUGAAUGAAGAACACUGGCUAUUGAAAGCCUUCCCCCAACCCCCAGGUAGCACAUGUAAUACUGUGAGAUAGUGGAAUUAAUACUAAACAGGCUAAGGAUUGGAGCCUUGAGGGAGCAGUCAGCCCAGUAAUCAGCUGUUGUGUCCAUCUGUUUGUGGGGAAUCCCAGCCAGACCCCUUUGAAAUAAAGAGGCGGCAUAGCAAUUGUACUUGGUGUUUCACCCAUUAGUACUGCUCCUGUAAAGGGAGAAAUAUGGGUGUCUGUAUAUGCGCCAUGAGGAGUCCUGACAAUUGAGUGGAUUCCAUGUGAGCAUAGCUCUGCCCAGAACAUUUCUCCGAAUCAUGGCUCAGGCUUGUCAGUAGAGUGUUCAGAGUUUACUUAGAAACAUGUCAACUCUUUGGAAACAUUGCCACGUUCACUUUUUCCAAAAAGUAUAAGUUGGAUCCUUAACAUUAUUAUUGCUGUUCAGAAGUCCAUAUGCCUUGCCCCUCCUUUGAUGCCAGUAUGUGGGUUGCUGUUUGUAAUUAAGUUUUACACUGCUCAGAUGCCUCUGUGGUCUCUGUAUUAUUAUUUUUCUCCUAUAAAAGCAUUAACAGAAAGCAAAUCUAAUUUCAAAGCCAUUGCAUACUGUUUCUCAUAUAGUGUCUCAUGUGCAAUUUUUUUCCAUUUUAUGUUUUCUCCAUCACAUGUGACUUUCACCCGUUCGUACCCCUGGCCUCAAUGUGAUGUUUGUGGCUAUUCAGAUUUCUUCAUUAUUACUGAAGUUUCUAUUAUCCCCUCCCAAAUUUCAGAGAUAACUGAAGCAAGCUAAUGGGCUCACUUUGAUCAGACUUCUGUUUUCCCAAGUAAGAAGUCAAAUUCUAGUCCUAAAAAUCUAAUUUGGCAAUUUGUUCUUAAUUCUUUUUAGGGAGGCUGUAUAAUUUGCUUUGGGCUGAUUAAAACUCCUACUUUGCUCAUAUGCACUAUGUGAAGAUUGUGCACAGCACAGAAUACCUGCUAAUACGAAGUAUAAUCACCCAUAUGUAUCUUGCCUACACACUAAGCUGUGUAAACAUGAAAUCUCAAAUUUGCACAUUUGAAUGUAAACUCUGUGUGUUCAAUAGGUCUGUUGAACCACAGCUGAUAUUGGGCGUAUCCACAACAAUAUUAGCAUCAAUGCUGCCCCCCCCUGCUUUUGGGAAUUCUAUAUGCAACUCAACCCUAAUGAGACUUUCUCACUGCCAAUAAAAUAAUUGUCUCAUCACAAAUCUAACUUUACAAGGCCCAAUUCCUGCUUUCUAGCUUGAAGCUAUUCCAACAUAAGCUAUGAUGUUGACUACCAUUUAGUAAAGCUCUUUAGCAUUAGUGGGGAGCACCGCAGAUUGGGUUUCUGGAGGCUGUCUAUAUAUCUCAUUGGCGUUAUCAAUAUCUGCCAUGAUCUUGAAAGCUGGACCUCUGGGUUUUGAUUCUGCAUCCAAAUCUCAAACACACUCUUGCCUCAUUUUCUCAAAGGGGAAACAAAAAGCAGAUAAUUAAGGAUCCAUUCUGCUACUUAAUCAGUAGGUCAUAAAAGCAGUAUCUGUUUUCCCAAGUGUCACAUCUCUUGCUGGCUGUGAAUUAAAAAGAACUGUGGUAGCAAAAGCUGAUUUGGUUCUGUUUGUGCUUGGUUUUGAAUAAGCAAGCAAGAAAUGAGUGGCAUUUCAACCAACCAGCUUUUAUUAAUACUGCUUUAGUAAUGGCAGGUGAGAAGUGUGUUUACUGAAACAUAUCAGUUGAACAGCCAGCUAGCUCACCUUAUCUUCAUAACGGGAGCCAUAGGUAAGCCAUCCAUGCUGUAUUUAAUGUGCAGUAGUGAAUGGUAUGGUUUUGGGAGGUUAGGGGCAGGAGGAUCUCAGCUUUCCAAGGAUACAAACCUAAUAAUAACUAUUAAUUUUUGUUCUUCUAGAAGAGAUUUAAAAAGCUCUCCAUUAAUCAGUCUGUUUUGGUUGUUAGGUUCUUUGAUAUCUGAAGGCCCCAGCUCAGAAGAGGUUAGAUAUGCUUUGGUGACGGGGGAAUGGCUCUAGAAUUACAGGUGUGAAUCAGUUUGGCUGGUGUUUUGUUUUGGUAUUUUUUUGGAAAAAGUGAUAGUACAUUCUUAACAGCCUAGUUGUCUCUACUAGUUCAGGGAUCCAUUGUAAGGUGAAUUUUAUUCUGUCUUGCUGCUGUGACAUAAAAAAGUAUAAAUGUCUUGCUGAUAACAAAAGUGCUAUUUAAUGAAAUGUAUAAUUCCAUUUAUUUAUUUGUUUGAGGUCUUUGUCUUUGUGUUUCCCCCCUGUGUUUUUAAAUAGCACACUUUUAUAAAAUAGACCAUAAAACUAAAAUCCCUCAAACCUA
Molecule: messenger RNA, 3942 nt
Organism: Pogona vitticeps (central bearded dragon)
Lineage: Eukaryota; Metazoa; Chordata; Lepidosauria; Squamata; Agamidae
Source: RefSeq, a predicted model, not a curated record